Molecule: messenger RNA, 1320 nt
Organism: Symbiodinium natans
Lineage: Eukaryota; Dinophyceae; Suessiales; Symbiodiniaceae
Source: the annotation of a GenBank genome assembly
AUGAAAGCGAAGGGUCUUCAGAAGCUGCGGUGGUACUGCCAGAUGUGUCAGAAGCAAUGUCGCGAUGAAAAUGGAUUUAAGUGUCACCGCAUGUCUGAUGGGCACCAACGUCAAAUGCAGCUUUUUGUCCAGGAUCCGAACCGAUUCAUGGACGAAUUCUCGCAGGAGUUUGAAAGAGGCUUCAUGCAAUUGAUGAGCCAUAGUUACAGAUCUCAGAGAGUGCUUGCCAACACAGUCUACUGCGAUUUCAUUUCCAAUCGCCAUCACACGCACAUGAACUCAACCAUCUGGGUCACCCUCAGCAACUUUGUCCAAUACCUCGGUAGAACGAACCAGUGCACCAUCGACAAAACUCCCAAAGGCUGGUACCUUCAGUUCGUGGACAACUCGCCUGAAGCUCGAUUGAGAGCUGCAGCUGCAAAGGCGAAAGAGGAAGGUGAGGUUUCGGCAGAGCAAAGACACGAUAUCGCGCUGAAGAAGGCCAUCGCAGAAUGUAAGAAGGAUGGAGGCUUCGCGGAGUCCGAAUUUACAGAGCUCCAGCGCAAGGAAGGCGAUGCUCCGAUAUCCUUCAACAUGGCGUCGGCCAGCUCGGCUUCAUCGAGUGUCGUGAAAACAUCCGAGGUCAAGGCCAAGGUGCCGGAGACUGCUGGCAAGAAGAACGCCCUCGCACAAGCUUUUGAGGACAACGAGACGGUGAAAGAGGACACGAAGAAACAUAAGCUCAGCGCAGUUGAACGCAUCCGAUUGGAACAUGAAGCAGGCAAAAGGCAGAAGCUGGAGCCUGCGCCGAAGUCUCCUUCUGAAAGUUCUUCUUCAGGAUCAGAGCCCUGGCUAGCAGAAGGCAUCAUAGUGAAGGUGAUGCAUCAAGACCUGGCUGGUGGCAAGUAUUAUCGCAAGAAGGGCAAGGUGGAGAAGGUCCGGAAGCAGUUUACGGCUGACAUCCGGAUGGUGGAGAGUAGGGAUCUUAUCCGCUUGGACCAAGAAAUGCUGGAGACUGUCAUCCCCAACCUUGGCAAGCCGGUCAUGGUAGUGAAGGGCCAGUACAAGGGAAAGAAGGGCCAUAUGAGGACCGUGGACUUGGAGGGCUUUUGCGUUGCGGUGGAGCUUGAGGAUGGUCGAGAUGUGGAGGGGCUUCGAUACGACGAGGCCAUGCACUGGAUGCCUGAGAUUAGAGUUUUGCGAAGUUCUUCUGCGCUUGCCGCAUCCUUUUCACCAGGUCUGCAAGAUCGAGGAAAGUUGAUGCUGGUUUUUGCGGGUGGAUUUGCACUGAUGUGCAAUCGCGUAUGUGUUUCACCAUGGACGUGGGCAGUGUCCAUUUAG